Anthonomus grandis grandis is the source of this 1342-nucleotide messenger RNA. It is a transcript of the gene wmd, whose product is annotated as serine-threonine kinase receptor-associated protein. Gene Ontology annotation, molecular function: RNA binding; protein binding. Lineage: Eukaryota; Metazoa; Arthropoda; Insecta; Coleoptera; Curculionidae. Gene Ontology annotation, cellular component: SMN complex. Bases 81 to 1052 code for a protein of 323 amino acids. The record is from RefSeq and is a predicted model, not a curated record. Gene Ontology annotation, biological process: spliceosomal snRNP assembly. The transcript is spliced from 5 exons.
UGUCAAAAAUUUUAGUUCGUCUCCCGAACUCGUGCGGCGAGUCGUGUUUUUGUUGUUCAACGUUAUAUAUUAAGAAAAAUAUGGCUUUACGACAAACACCGUUAACUUGCAGCGGACAUACACGUCCAGUUGUCCAUUUAGAUUUCUCGGACGUCACUGAAAGCAGCUAUUUUCUUAUUUCGGCCUGUAAAGAUGGGAAACCAAUGCUUAGGCAAGGAGAUACUGGAGAUUGGAUUGGUACAUUUGAGGGUCACAAAGGGGCUGUGUGGGGUGUUGCCCUAAAUUCAGAAGCUACCAGGGCAGCUAGUGGUGCAGCAGAUUUUACAGGCAAAGUUUGGGAUGCUAUCUCUGGAGAAGAAUUACACUCAUUCCAACACAAUCACAUAGUAAAAAGUGUAGAUUUUUCUCAAGAUUCUGCCCUCUUUGCCACGGGGAGCAAUGAAAAGUUGGUCAGGAUUUUUGAUCUUAACAAGCCUGAAGCUAGCCCAGAUAUAUUUUCUGGGCAUACAUCUGGCAUAAGACAUGUUUUAUUCUUCAGGAAUGAUACACAUUUAGUUUCUUGUGCUGAUGAUAAAACCUUAAGGGUUUGGAAUAGGUCCACAAAAGAGGAAGUUCAAAAAGUGACUUUUCCCUGUAACCCAAAUAGUCUAGAAGUAUCCAAAGAUGGUAGUGUUCUAACAGUUGCUUACUCCAAUAAAGUAGCUUUUUAUGAUGCAGAAAGUCUUAACAAAAUCAGAGAAUGUACCAUCCCAUCACCAGUGAAUUCUGCAUCAUUGCAUCCUGAUAAAAGCAUAUUUGUAGCAGGUGGGGAUGAUUUAAAAGUUUAUAAGUAUGACUACCAAACAGGAACUGAAAUUGAAUCUUUCAAAGGACAUUUUGGACCAGUGCAUUGCAUAAAAUUUUCACCAGAUGGGGAAUUAUAUGCUUCAGGCUCUGAAGAUGGUACAUUGAGAUUAUGGCAAACUACUGUGGGCAAAACUUAUGGGCUAUGGAAGUGUGUAGAAACUGGGGGGCUAAAUGACAGUUUUCAAAAGGAAGUUCAAGCAAAUUAAUUAUGUUGAUUAUAUUUGUAAAAGUUAAUUUAGUAUUUUGGAGCGGUUUCAAAAUAGAUUUAAACGCGUUUUUCAAAUAUUUAUACAAAGUUACAAAAAGCACAACUUUUAUUUAUUUUAUUUUAUAUUGAAAAUCUUAUUUAUUUAGCCCUUUUUACUUUCUGUGAAGCCUUACUUCUUUUAAGUCUGAAAUAUGUUAUAAGUAGUUUUUUUCAUGAUAUAAUGAAAAAUAGACUGAUUGGCUUCAGACAUAGCUGAACUUUAUCUUGUAAUAAAGAAACUAUUACCUA